GACGAGGAGUUGCAGUUGGCGCUGGCACUGAGUCAAUCGGAAGCGGAGGCGAAGGAGAAGAGCAAAAUGCGCAGCACCUCUGCCUACUAUUCCAAUUACAAGGAUAGUGCAGCCGAAGGCAACCGCACCACCACCGGCAGCGAUCUGCAGGAUGCGGACGGUGGGAAUCCCGAGUUGGCGAGAUACUUGAACCGUUCGUAUUGGGAGGGAAAGCAAGGAACCGUCGACGUCAACCCGACGACGGCGAGUCCGUCCGCCCCAACUUCAUCGAUCGCAUCCUCCACCGAGAAGACGACCAGGGAGAAUGGAUACGCACCGUCCGUCUCGUUGCUCGGUCCAUCCAACGAGAUCGUCGACGCCGAGCUGGAGGAGUUCGUGCGCACUCUCAAAUCGCAGGUGGAGAUAUUCAUCAAUCGCAUGAAGAGCAACUCUAGUCGCGGCCGAUCCAUCGCCAACGACAGCAGCGUUGAGACGCUGUUCCUCAACAUCACGUCCAUGCAUUCCAAACUGCUCGGAUACAUCCAGAAAUACGACGACAGCCGAUUGUAUUACGAGCGUCAGCAGGACAAACUGACGCAAAUGAAGGACGCGAGGGCGGCUUUGGACGCGCUCAGGGAGGAACAUCGCGACAAGCUGCGACGACAGGCCGAGGAGGCGGAGCGACAACGGCAAAUGAUGAUGGCCCACAAGCUGGACAUAAUGCGGAAGAAGAAGCAGCAAUAUCUGCAAUACCAACGGCAAUUGGCGUUGCAACGAAUCCAGGAGCAGGAACGCGAGAUGCAGAUGAGGCAGGAGCAGCAGAAGCAACAAUACAUAAUGGGCCCCGCUUACUAUUCUAUGGGAUCGCCGGUGCACGCACCGCAAUAUCCGCCGCAAUCGUACGGAGGUUAUCCUUCGAUGGUGCAAGGGCCGCCACCGUCGAUGCCGCAGCAUCCACCAAAUGCGAUGAUGCCACCCGGUGCGCCAGUGUAUCCUCAACAGUCGAUGGGUCAGCCACAGCCUCAAGCAGCGCCGCAGCAGCCUCAGCCGCAAACCAAUCAAAUGCCAAUGGGCGUUCCCCCGAAUAUGGCCGGUCCACCGGGCAUGCAAGCACCGCCCCCCAUGCACCAUCCACCAAUGCAGCAACAGCAGCCGUACUCGCAACAGCCUGGAGCGCCCCCGGCCAGCCCUCAAGCUCAGGCCGUCAAACAGGAGGAUGCCCAAACGGCCGAGCUGAUAUUUUUUGAUUAGAAAGUAUAAGAUAAUUAAUUUACACUUCUAUCAAUCUAUAUCUCCUUAGCGCAUAUUAUACUACUAUUCCGACUAACGAUAAUAUUAUAACAUUAAUAAUAAUAAUAAUAAUACACUAUUGUUACACAAA
This is a messenger RNA of Nicrophorus vespilloides, 1360 nucleotides long. RefSeq names its product hepatocyte growth factor-regulated tyrosine kinase substrate (gene Hrs). NCBI's taxonomy places the organism in Eukaryota, Metazoa, Arthropoda, Insecta, Coleoptera, Silphidae. The record is from RefSeq and is a predicted model, not a curated record.